Messenger RNA from Grus americana (Whooping crane), 3078 nucleotides. It is a transcript of the gene ELOVL7, whose product is annotated as ELOVL fatty acid elongase 7. Gene Ontology annotation, molecular function: fatty acid elongase activity. Gene Ontology annotation, cellular component: endoplasmic reticulum membrane; endoplasmic reticulum. Lineage: Eukaryota; Metazoa; Chordata; Aves; Gruiformes; Gruidae. Gene Ontology annotation, biological process: very long-chain fatty acid biosynthetic process; fatty acid elongation, polyunsaturated fatty acid; fatty acid elongation, monounsaturated fatty acid. The record is from RefSeq and is a predicted model, not a curated record. The transcript has 8 exons. Bases 2074 to 2913 code for a protein of 279 amino acids.
AGCGGGAAACCGCGGGGCGCGGAGCGGGGGAGGUGCCGGGGGCUCGACGCUUCCCGGCCUGCCGGCCUCCGCGGCCGCGUGGUGUGGUGUGGUGUGGCGUGGUUUGGUGUGGUUUGGUGUGGUGUGGCGUGGUUUGGCGUGGCGUGGCGUGGAUUGGUGUGGUGUGGUGUGGCGAGCGCGGGGUCCGGGGUGGUGCUGGGAAUGGGCACCUCCAGCGUCCUUUCGCGGGGUCCCUCCCGCGCUUGUGCACGCAGGGCUGGGCGGGAUGGGCCCCGGGGCGCUUCCUGCAGCUCUCCCCCAAAGCUUCUUGGUUGCACUCGCACCCCCAGUGCCUCUCUCCCAAACCCCGGCUGUGCCCUGCUGUGCCUGUUCCCUCCCCACUCUGUUCUCUGGCUGCACCCCAAAACUGCAGGCAGCACCCACAUCCCCAGUCCUUGUCCCUACCUGCACCCCACUGUACCUUACCCCCAAACCCUCAAGCUGUUUUCUGUGGUACCUAUUCCCCCAAGUGCCCUGACUGUACCUGGCACCCUGCACUGCCUGGCCCCCAAGCUUUCUGGCUGUGCCGCACACCCCACUGUACCUGUUGCCCUAAACCCUCUGGCUGUGCCCCACACGCUGCGGUGCCUGUCCCUCCAAGCCCUCUGGCUGUGCCCCACACACACUGACCUCAUCUUCCUGUCUUGAAGAACAAGUCGCACCAAGGAUGAGGCAUGGGGAUGGCCUCCACCUUGCACAGAAGACUGCAUCAGGAAUUUCAUUAUUGAAAAACACCUUUUCCCCCACACACUCCCCAGAGAGAAGAGUGGUCUCAGGCGUCAAGAAAUGGAGGCUUCUUUUUCUGCAGGGGCAAAGGUUGGAGGCAGCCAGGGGAGAGGUGUGGCCCAUGUGCUUAAGAUGAUGAUAUUAAAAUGUAGGGCUGGAGGGAUGAUGUCUAGUCAGGGGUUGUCUAGCAAGUUGAAAGCGGGGUGGCUGUCUGGCUUGCUGUCUUCCUCCUCCUCGGGGACAGGUCUCCCCUGCUGCUGUGUGAGGUGGGUCCAUCCCUAAGGACUGGCAGCAGCAGCAAGGCCAUGAGCUGAGGAAGCAGGUGGGUGCCGGCACGUGUGACUGACGUGGCUAUGUUGGGCCAGUCUCUUGGACUUGCCGUUUGCAACCAUAGAUGUUGUGUAUGUUGUUCGAGCAUUAUAAGUAUGUUUAUACUUAAUUCGUAAAUGCGCUUUAAGUUUGUUGGUACUUGGGUGGGUUUUGGGCGUUGCUGCCACUGGGAUAGAAUUGGGAGAUGUUUGAAAAGGCAUAGUGAGGCUGCAGACCAACUCUUAUUGAUCUCUUUGCUUGCUUGUGUAGGAAAUCAAGAUAAGUUAACUAAAGCUGUUUGGACAAAUCAGAAACCUUACUGCUAUGUAUGGAUACCCUCUCCCUCACUCCAUUGUAACUCGGUCCUUCUCAGACCCAUAUGUAGGUCUGUACUGAGCAGUGCCAUGUGGGAGAAGUUUGAACAAGUUUUUCUGGUUGUUGGGAGCAGCCUGGGAACAGCGUGCUGCCUAACUUAUUCUGCUGCUCGGCGUCUGGGGUGCUGCCCGGGAAGCACUCAGGUUGCCUCGGAGCUGCCUGGGGUAAAGGUAGCAUCGUUGUUUAUCGACCUCGCGUUAGGCAGUGUGGACGUACCCUGAAAAUGCUUCAGUGAGGAAUGGGAGCACUUGUACAUUUGUUUGAAGAAAAAGUACAAAGACCAAGCGUAUGAAAACCUAGCCAAACAUAAGCUUAAAGUCUUCCUAGGCAGCAUGUCUGUUGCAAGUGUGGGGAAUAACGCAACUUUACGGUAUUUCAUUAUGUGUCAAUCAACUUUCUAUUAAAUAGUAUUUAUUUACAAGUAGAGUGAGGCAGGUUAUGGUGCAGGAAGCAAUAUUCAUGGAAUGUGUUGGGAAAGACGCCACAGCAUUAGUUAAGUAGUACAUGCCAAAUAGGAUUUAACUAGUUAUGAAGCUCACCGAAUACCAUGAAACACCUAUCAACUAAUUGCAUACCAGUAAAAGAACUAAUCAGGCAGCAUCAUAAAAUCUUAAUCAAGUGAAAAUGGCCUUUAGCAAUUUGACAUCAAAGGCUGUACUACUGUAUGAUGAAUGGAUUAAAGAUGCCGAUCCGAGACUGGAAGGCUGGCCACUCAUGUCUUCACCUUUUCCAACAACCUUUAUCAUUGGAACCUACAUUUAUUUUGUCACUUCCUUAGGACCCAAACUCAUGGAAAAUAAAAAACCUUUCGAACUAAGGCAGAUAAUGGCAUUUUAUAAUUUUAGUGUGGUAGCCCUCUCUUUAUAUAUGACUUACGAAUUUCUUAUGUCAGGCUGGGCCACAGGGUACUCGUUCCGAUGUGAUAUCGUUGACUACUCGAGGUCACCUACAGCUCUAAGAAUGGUACGAACUUGUUGGCUUUACUACUUUUCCAAGUUCAUUGAAUUACUAGACACUAUAUUUUUUGUGCUGCGUAAGAAAAACAACCAAGUUACAUUCCUGCAUGUCUUUCAUCAUUCCAUCAUGCCAUGGACCUGGUGGUUUGGAGUCAAAUUUGCUGCAGGUGGUUUAGGAACAUUUCAUGCUUUGCUGAACUGUAUUGUCCAUGUUGUCAUGUACACUUAUUAUGGAAUCUGUUCUUUGGGACCAGCCUAUCAUAAAUAUUUGUGGUGGAAAAAAUACAUGACAACCAUACAACUUGUCCAGUUCAUUGUGAUUACAGGCCAUAUAGGACAAAUCUACAUCAUGGAUGAUUGUCCAUACCAGUAUCCAAUUUUCAUGUUUAUUAUUUGGCUAUAUGGCUCUACAUUUUUAGUCUUGUUUCUCCACUUCUGGUACCAUGCUUACACGAAGGGACAAAGACUACCAAAGAUGGCAAGAAAUGGGAUCAGCAAAGAUCAGUGAAACAAACUCUUGUCUCUAAAACAAAAGAAGGGUAUAUGUCGAAGUGGAAACUUGCACUACUUGACAAUCAAGAUAUUUAGGUGGACACACUACAUGGUGUAUAUUUUGUAUGUUUUCUUCCAAAACAGAAUUUGUAUUUUUGCUGUAAGUUAUUUGGGAUUCAGA